CCAUGUCUGUCGCCCACGUCCCUCCCUAUGCACUGCACACAAUACUCACUCACACGCGAACCGACGCUCACGGACACACACACAGACGUGCACGUGACGUAGAUAUCUACACGCGAAGAAGGUCAAAUCUAGUUGACCAGUCAGUUAACUAGUUCCUGAGUGCGGCUCUGGCCUUGUCCAUGACCUCCUUCUUGAUGCGCGGGUAGUUCUCGUUGAGCCUGAGCACCUUCUGACACACGCUGAUGGCCUCCACGUGACGCUUCGCCUUCAAGUAGUUGAACGCCAACCUAUACCUAACAGCACCCACACAACACAGCACACACACACACACACACACAAAUGGACACACACAUGGAUGGAUGGAUGGAUCGAUGCACCCUCCCCUCCCUCUCUCGUGUGUGUCGUGUGUGUCGUUCCCAGGUACCUACCCGACGGUUGGUGCGUUUUCGUUGGACAGUUCCCAGGCCUGUUCGUAGUGUGCGGCAGCGUCCUUGAAUGCGGCUUCCUUCUCGUAGAUGAGCCCCAGCUGCUCGUACGCCUUGCCGCACGACCGGUUGUGGUCCUUGGCCUUCCUGCACAGAUCGGCCGCCCACUCGUGCUUGCCUUGCUGCAUCCCAUGCCAUCCACUCAGCCAAGCCACAUUGAUCAGGUAUGUGAAAUGGGGUGGGUGUGCGUGGCUAUGGAGGUAGCUACCUGUAUGUGUAGGUCUGCGAGCAGCAGCCAGGCCUUCUCAAACUCCUCGGCAAACUCCGGAUUGUACGCCUGUCGACCGAUGCAGUGCAGACAGAUGGCAGACAGACAUCACAGCACAGAUCCCAGGCAGGACGCUCGCACGCUCUGACUGACCUUUUUGGCCAGCUCGGUGAUGCGCUUCAGCUGGUUCCUGGCCUUGUUGUGCUGAGCCCACGCACACACCCAAUGCGCACACACACACAGGCACAUAUGAAGCGAACAGAACAGGUGUGGUGUGCCCUUCCACUCCACACACCGACCUGCUUUUGCAUGAUGAGUCCGUUGGACAUGGCGAGGAGUGCCGGGACAUAGUCGCGGUAUCUGUUGUAUGUGAGCAGCUGCAGCAGCUGCUGAAGGGCGCGCUCGAUCUGAGACUUCUGGCGGGUCGCCAUCAACACCUCAGCCUAUAGAACACACGCACACAGAGAGAGAGAUAUAAGAGAGUUAGAAUUAGACUGCUGCCGCGCCCGCCCAUAUACCAACCUGGUAUAUUUGAAUGCGCAUGUCCCGUGUGCUCUUGGCGCACUGCUGCAGCUCCGCCAGAAGACCCUCAACCUCCCUGUCGACACACACACACACAAAUACACGCUGCCAUGUGAUUGUUGGUUGGCUGGCUCACUUGACGGUCUCUGCAUUGACGGCGAGGUCAGCGUUUUCGAGCUGGUCGAGGCCGCCGCCCUCAUCGCCCCGCAGGUAUAUCUCCACCAUGUUACGCAGACACUGGACGCAUACACAUGACCCACGCAGCACAACAGACAGACAGACAGACAGGCAGACAGAAGACAUGGGGCACAGAGGCAGGCAGGUAGGCACUCAGUCAGUCACCUCUUCUCGAUAGUCCGGGUCUCUCCUGGCGUAGUUGAACUCCUCCAGCGCCUGCUGCGCCUUGAACGUCCACCGGUAAUGAAUCCCACGGCAGUAACGCAGCCCUACACACCCACCCCACCCCACACAGACAUCACAGUACACACACGUCCCCCAUCCCACCAACAGACAGACAGACACGCACACACCACACGCACCCACCUGGUUCCUCCUCAGGGUCUUUGGUCGUGGCACAGGCCUUCUCCGCAUUAGCGAGGUACUUUGGCGCGUCCUUGAGACGCCCCGCCCGCCGCAGCAGGAACACCAGCUUGCUCAGAGCGGCGUACUGGUCGGGCUUGCUCUCCAGCAAGCUCUGGUAGUAGAACAGGGCGUCCUUGUACUCCUGCGCCCCGCCGUCUCCCUGGCGCCCCCCCUGCCCGGCGAGGGUCAUCAUCAGAUCAGCCAUCAUGACGGAGGCCUCCUCGUUGGCGGGGUCGAUGCGCAGGAGGGUCGCGAGCUGCUUCUCGCCCUGGUCCAGCUCGCCUUUGGAGAAGUGCAGCUUGGCCAGGGCGAGGUAGCACUGGGGGUAGGUGUCGUCAUGCUUGAGGGCGUCGUGGUAGUAGCCUAUGGCCACGUCUAGACGCCUGAUCGACGUACGUCCAUUCCACAAAAGGACACAGACACACACAGAGACAUGGACGUGUCUCGAUGAGUGAGUGGGAGGGUGGGGUGCUGUGCUGCGGUGUGGCGGACAUUCAGACCUGUCUCUCUCUCUGAAGUACUCGCCCAGCUGGAAGUUGAUGUGUGCCGCCUCCGUCUUGAGCGCCCUGGUCGUCUCCUCGUCCACACUCGGCACACUAACCGACAAGCACCGACAACACAAUGCCCUCCCCCAUCGGCCUACACCCACACCCACUUGGCGAGGGCCUGGCCGAUCUGCUCCCUGGCCUCCUGCAGCGCGUGCACGGCAGCGGGGACGGCGGCGUUGGGCUGCGGGGCGUCUCCCGUGGGGCUCUGUUGGGUGGCGCCGGGUGCGAGUGCGUCGGCCUUGGCCUGAUGGACCUUGGACAGGUGCAUCAGUGUCUGGAUGUGGCUGCGCUGUGCCUGCAGGCUGGCGGGGGACGACUUGCCCUCCUCGGCAGCUGACAAGUCAACACACACGACACGACAAGCAUGAACCAUGGAGGCGCCUCGCCUGAUGUGCGCCGUACCUUUGGUACGUGCCGUCUGAAGCUCAGUGACCGCGGGAUCCCACCUUAGAGAAAAACCAUGGAUGCAUGGAUGGAGCCAAUCCCGAGUCUCGCUCUCACUUCUUGAGUUUGAGGUAGAAGCUGGCGAGGUCGUUGCGGAGCUCUGUGCGUGAGGGGUCCCGCUGCAGGGCAUCCUUGUAGUACUUGACGGCACGGUCGUAGUCGUGCGUCUGCACCAGAGCGUUGCCAAUCCGCUUGAUCAGCGUCGUGUCCGAGGGGCUCUUCUCUAGCGCCUGCUGAAACGCCGUAAUGGCGUCACUGGGCUCCUGCAGACACACAGACACACAGACACACAGGGGGCGUCAUGGUGUGUGUGGGAGGAGGGAGGAGGGGGGCUGGGAGGAGUGCGUGCCUGUAUGGCCAUGAGGGCCUCUCCGAGUGCGAGGUAGUUGGCGAGUGUGGGCUGGUGUUUGAUGAGGUCAGUGUAGCACCGCACGUACUGGCGCUUAUCCUUCCGGUGCUUCAGGUAGAUGCUCCCCAUUGCCAUCUGCACACUCGCCACACACACACAUACACACAGAGGGACAACGAACGUAGCCCAGCCGCCAUUGCGUGCCUCCUUCCUUCCAUCUCACCUUGGCAGUGGCGAAGUGGGGGCUGGUGGGCUGCAUGGCCUUGAGCAUGUUUAGGGCCUGGUCCACCUCGCCCCUCUUCACAGCCAACUCAGCAUUCGUCACCAAUAUCCUAUAUCCGCAGCCACACAGACACUCUCUCCCAUAUAUCCCAUGGAUCCCACCGCACCGCCUCUCAGUGCAGUGCCACCUCACCGCCCUCACCUGACUUCCUCAGGGGUGCCUGCAAACUCUGCGAUGGCGUCCUGGAUGACCCUGUUGGCGUCGGCCACCCUGUCGGCCUUUGUGAGCAGCUCGGCCAGCAUCACAAAGAUGGUCCCACGGUCAGCCGUGCUCAGCGGGAUGUUGGUGCUGCUGCCGCCGGUGCGUGUGUGUCCUUGGCCAGAAGUGGGGGCGGCACCAACUGCACGGACAGACAGAUGGGACAGAUGAUGGAGAUGUGAUGACGUGUGUAGGUACGUGCCUGUCUUGAUGCCCGGGAGCUGCAUGGCCUCCUCGAGAAUGCGGAUGGCCUGCUCGUCGUCACCGGCGGACGAAUGCACCUACAUGACAUCACACCACAUGACAUGACGACACACAGCUUGGCUUGCUGGCGGACGACAGACAGACAGACGUGUGGCUGGGCUGCAUCGGGAGGGUCAAUCAAUCGCCUAGGUGGGCCCACCUACCUGUGCUUUGAGCAAGUGGAAGAUGGGCUGCUGUCUGACGGUGAAGUCGUGGGAGAGACCUUUCUCCAAAUACUGCAGGGCCAACGUGGGCUGGUCCUGCUGGUGAUACAGCCUGCAUUGCAUCCACACGACACACACACGAGACGACCGCACACCUCUCUCUAUCUCUCUCUCUCUCUCUCUCCCCCUCUCCCUCGCUUUGCUCACUUGGCCAGAAGGAGGUAGCCGUCAGCGUUGGCGGCGUCGAGCUUCAAACACUGCAGCAAUAUCCGCUGCGCAGCGUCGUUAUCCUUCAAUGCGAUCCUCGCCUUCGCCAAGAGUAUCUGUGCGACACCCACACCCACCCCAAACCGUGUCGAGAGACAUAUAGCCUGCCUCUAUGCCUCUCCCGGCCCACCUGAGCUGGAAUGAGCCCCGGCACAAAUCUGGUGAGCGUCUCCAGGACUUUGAUGCCCCUCGACAGGCUCUGCGAUGGCUUCUCCCCUCCCGCACCAGGGGCAGCGGUCUGCUGCUGCUGCUGUGGGACGGUGGACGCGGCAGUGGCAGUGGCUGUCUGCUGCAGGUACUCCCUGGCUAUCUCGAGCAUAAAGUCGGCAUUCAGCUUGAUGAAGAACUCGUACCCACUCGCAGCUGACAUCCGCAAUGAACGGCGUGUGUGAGUGUGUGUGUGUGUGUGUUGGGGCGGGUUGCCGAUAUGGUGCCUGUCUACCUCUGAAAGUGGUGAUGUGCAGGGUGAGUGCGUCGUUGAGGUGCUUGACGGCCGCCUCGCUGUCGUGCCGCUUGCGCCAGGCGAUCAACGCCGUCAUCAAGGCCAACUCUGCCGACUUGCAAACACUACCCUGGUUGAUUUGAUGCAGCAGGGGCCAUGCGGAUGGAGCGAGGAGGGUCGAUGCGCGCGCGUGUGUGUGUGUGUGUGUGUACCUGUAUCUCGUGCAGGAAGUCCAGCUGUUCCUCAGCCUCCGUGAGGUUGCCCUCCUCGAUGCGGCAGUGGAGGAUGCCCAGCAGCGGACGGACGUCGGAGUUGUCCUUCUCUAUCGCUUGCUACAUGAUUGAUUUAAGAAACGUCCUCACACACACACACACACACACACAAACAAGAGCUUCUGCUGCCUGUCUGUCAGUGUGUAUGCCGGUGUGUGCAUGUCUGUCUGUCUUUACGUGGUAUGCCUGUGCGGCGUCGUUGAUCUGUCCCAUGAGCAGCUGUUGGUACCCCAGCUCCGUCAGAUACACCGACGUCACGCGCCCACCCAACAUCUCCAUCGCACGACGCAGCUGCGGUGGCCACCGCACACACACACACACACAGACAUACGGAUGCGCUGCUGCACUAAAUGGCGCGCUGGCUGGCUGGCCAUCCAGGCCCCCGACCUCCCACCAUGCUGACAGUGACGUUGAUGAUGGAUCUGUCCCUGCACGCGAGGCGCGCGAAGAGCUGCGAGCACGACAGCCACAGGGCGGGGUUCCGCGGCUCCUGUGUCUGCAGACACUGCAUAACAUAACGAAGAGACAGACAGACAGAGGCAGAGGAGGGAGGGAUGGUGUGUGUGAUGGUGUGUAGUGGUGUGUGUGUGUGGUGUGUGUGUGCAUGCAUCUAUCUACCUGCACGAGCUGCUGGAGCUGCUGUGCAGCGGUGGACUUGCGCGCCUCGACAGCCAGCGAAUAGAGGAUCGACAGACGCAACGUCUGGACAGCAACGCCAAGCCACGACCAGUUCAUUCGGUUCAUUCGGUAAACAAGUGAUGAUUGAUCUUCUUCUUCUUCCGUUCACCCACCUCGAUGUUGUCAGCCUCUAGCUGCGUGAUGCGCUGGGCCGUCUCCAUCGCCUGUUCCCUGACAGCACAGGAAACACACACACACACACAGCCAGCCCUGGUGGGAUGGGAUGUGGACACACACAUGCCGGCCCGGCCGCACGUACCAGUCUGCUGUUUGCAUGAGGACUUUGGCCUUCUCGAUCAGGCCGGGGACGAACCUGAGAUGCAAGCAGAAAGCAUGGCUGGUGAUUUAUAUAUUCCUGGUACAGCACACCCCGCUCACCACUCGAACUGCACCACGACCUCGUUGACGAGAUCCAACGCCUGUUUAAACAGAAAUCAGUUAUAUGCAUGACGUGGUGGUAAGUAGCUGCGCGCUGUGUGCUUUGCUUUGCUUCCGUUCCUCUCCCUCCCUCCCUCCCUCCCUCUGACCUGCUGCCACUGCCUCUUUGCCUCUGCCACCUUGACGCGACCCAUCAAGGCAUCCACGUUCUGUAGCAAGCAAUACACACACAACAAACAAGUCAGUCGAUCCGUUCGCCAUUUGACGAAUGAUGACCGACCGACCGACCGACCUGUUUGCCACCCUCGUGCGCGGCUGCGGCAUUGAAGGCCGCCUCGCACUUCUCUAUCACCGGACCCACGGUUUUCGACUGCACGCAUUAACGGCGCAUAGAGAGAAAGGGAUUGUUUGCUGUGAGUUGUGGCCUACUUACCGAGCUGAAGCCUCCCUGGCUCUUGCCCGCGAGAUACUCCACCCAGCCCUGCCAGCCAUAACAGAGAAAGCCACACAUGUCUGUCCGUCCGUAUGGAUGGUUCUCAUUGGUGCCCGCCCCUGACUGACCUUGGUGGCGUGCGCUACAGAGGUGGGGACGGAAUCGAGCACCCGCUGCACGUAUUGGCGCGCAUCACCGAAUUGCUGACACACCGAGGGGUGGAGGGAUACACACAUAACACAUAACACACCAUACAGCACACGCGAAGGGUUCCUUCCUUUCUCCAUCCAUCCAUUCGCCCCCCCUACCUCAGUGUAGGCAUUGAAGAGUGCCGCCAUGAGCAGGGCCUGCACGCGGACACAAACAAGGUGGGUGGCAACUCAGUGGAACCAUGCAUGCCGAGAGGUUCUCGUGCGCGUGUCCAGGUGUGUGUGAGUGGCACGGCACCCACAUGGUCAGUGGCCGAGCCGACUUCUCUCUUCAUCGCCGCCUUGAGCGACUCAACCGCAUCCUUAUGGACAGACAGACGGACAGACAGACAGACAGACAGGCACGUGUCGGCCCGCUCAGCUCAAUGACAGCCUAUCCAUUUUCGCUGACCCUGUCAACUUUUUGCGCCUGUUUGUGGUAGUAGAGGAGUGCCGCCGUGGCCGGCAGCGCCACCUCCCGCCGGUGCACUAUCACGUCACACUCACGCAGCGCCUCAUUCACCGAACCUGCCAUGCACGACACACACACACAAAAUGCCAUCUGUACGUGUGUUGUGUUAUGUGUGCUUCGGUGCGUCAUGCAUGCCGUUCCCUGACCCUCUUUGGCCAUCCCCAGCGCCCGCCAAAAGAUGAAAGAGGCCUCAUCGCGGGUGCCCUGGGACAGCUCCUAACCAGCAAGAAGGACAAAGAGGGAAACGACCAGCGAACAGACUUUGUUUUGACGGAUCUGCGCGGCGCAUCGCCUCUUUGUGGUUGUCACCUCGUUGCAGACCUCCUGGAUCUUUCGCCAGUAGCCCUCCCGCGCGAAGUAGUGCAGCAUGCACUCCGCCUGACCGGACAUGACGCUAUGCGAUGGACAUUCGUCAGAUCUCUAUGGACGCCAUCAGAUGCACCACUACCUCAACACAACCGCGACAUCAAGGGGAGUGAUC
This is a messenger RNA of Vitrella brassicaformis, 7637 nucleotides long. NCBI's taxonomy places the organism in Eukaryota, Vitrellaceae. The record is from the annotation of a GenBank genome assembly.